This is a messenger RNA of Salvia splendens (bonfire salvia), 2036 nucleotides long. RefSeq lists its product as uncharacterized. Gene Ontology annotation, biological process: carbohydrate metabolic process. Lineage: Eukaryota; Viridiplantae; Streptophyta; Magnoliopsida; Lamiales; Lamiaceae. The transcript has 3 exons. The record is from RefSeq and is a predicted model, not a curated record. The coding region runs from base 360 to 1760 and encodes 466 amino acids. Gene Ontology annotation, molecular function: hydrolase activity, hydrolyzing O-glycosyl compounds.
CUUCAUUAUUGCGAUCAGAAACAUUAGAUCCAACAAAUAAUCAAUCCCCACCUCCAUCUUUCUCUCCCUCUUCCACUUUACUCAUUAAUUAACUUCAAUUAUUCCCUUCUUCUACACGUCUCUGGUCGGAAUAACUCCACACCAUUCCCGUGUGUCGAAAUUACUCAUCUAUCUAGCUCAGCAUAGUUCUAGCAACUUAGGGCGGGCUGUCAAUUUGGAUUAUUGAAUGAAUGGUUGGGAGAUUCGGAAGAGCUAAGAGCAGCAAACCGAUGCCAAGAGGAAUAUUGAUGUGCUAGUUUGCCGAUCGACGUGUUGCGUGUUUUUAAAAUGCAGCAUUUUGUUGAAGAUAAAACGGCGAAAUGAGGAUAAGGAACAAAUACAGAAAACCAACUGCUUUACGUUGCAUUGCAGGGAGUAGAUGCUUGAUGUCGAAUGUUGUGUGGAGCCUAGUAGGCCUCCUUGUUAUGCUUCAUUUGUACACCCUACUUUCGCAUACGAAUGUGCAAAGUAGAGUGGCGCGAAGCAGCAGCAUAAGCCGCAAUCCGCUGAUAAGUGAGCUUGAGGAGGUUGAGGAGGAAAAUAUACAAAUGCCUCCUCCACGAAGGCGAUCUCCCCGUGCUGCUAAAAGGAAACCAAAGAAGCCUACUACCUUGAUUGAUGAAUUUCUAGACGAGUCUUCCCAAAUAAGGCACAUAUUUUUCCCUUCUAUGAAGACGGCUGUAGAUCCUAUGAAUGCUGUUGGAAAUGAAAGUCUGUACUAUCAUCCUGGGCAGAUAUGGUUAGACACUGAAGGAAAUCCUAUUCAAGCACACGGAGGCGGUAUUUUAUAUGAUGGGAUAAGCAGGACUUACUAUUGGUAUGGAGAGUAUAAAGACGGCCCAACUUACCAUGCUCACAAGAAAGGAGCAGCACGGGUUGAUGUCAUUGGUGUAGGUUGUUAUUCUUCGAAGGAUCUUUGGACGUGGAAAAACGAGGGUAUCGUGCUUCCUGCAGAAGAAAAUGACGAGACUCAUGACCUCCACAAGUCCAACGUACUUGAGCGGCCAAAAGUAAUUUAUAACGACAAGACAGCGAAUUACGUAAUGUGGAUGCACAUCGACGAUGCUAACUACACAAAAGCCUCAGUCGGUGUAGCCGUUAGCGAUUCCCCCACCGGUCCAUUUGACUACCUCUUCAGUAAACGCCCCCACGGAUUUGACAGCAGAGACAUGAGCAUCUUCAAAGACGACGAUGGUGUUGCCUAUCUCAUAUAUUCGUCCGACGACAACAGCGAACUCCACAUCGGGCCACUCAACGAGGAGUAUCUCGAUGUGACACAUGUGAUGAAAAGAAUCCUCAUAGGGCAGCAUCGAGAGGCGCCGGCACUAUUCAAGCACGAGGGGACGUACUACAUGAUCACUUCCGGGUGCACUGGCUGGGCUCCGAACGAGGCUCUUGCGCACGCAGCCGAAUCGAUCAUGGGUCCGUGGGAGAACAUGGGGAAUCCCUGCAUAGGUGGAAACAAGAUAUUUCGUGCCACGACGUUCUUCGCUCAGAGCACGUUCGUGCUGCCACUGUCGGGGCUUCCCGGUUCGUUUAUCUUCAUGGCGGACCGGUGGAACCCAGCUGAUCUACGGGAUUCGAGGUACGUAUGGCUGCCUUUAACAGUAGGAGGAGCUGCUGAUCAGCCAUUUGAUUAUAGUUUUGGGUUUCCUUUGUGGUCGAGAGUGUCUAUUUACUGGCAUAAGAGAUGGAGGCUUCCUUCACGGUGGAGUGCUUAGAUAUUUUUUUACAAAGGUUUUAAUACUUUGCCGCAUAAUGUUACUGGGUUAUGAUUAGGAGACUUUAAUUUUAGAAUUAUAGAGAUUAGAUGUAAAUUUUGAUGUAUUUGCUACGGGAAUGUUAAUAUAGUUCAGGAGUAUUUUAUAUUUUUUGACAAUCUUGAUUUUAAUUCUAUCACAUUUGAAAGACAUCACUUGUCAUUUGUCACUGUAAGGUUCCCGCUUCCAUAUAUUUAGAACAUUAGCUAGAAGGAAAUAAAUCUUUUCUUUUCAUGA